AUGCAUAGCUUUCACUCGCGGCAGGAAGCUGCUGCUUCUGUUCCUCAGCCUGCUGAGACUGAGUUUCCUCAACCUGCCGAGGCUGAGUUUUCUCAGCUUGCUGAAACUGAUUUUCCUCAGAUUGCUGGUGCUGAGCUUCCUCAGCUUGCUGGUGCUGAUCCUCAGCUUCAUCGGCCCCAACAC
Messenger RNA from Cylicostephanus goldi, 183 nucleotides. The record is from the annotation of a GenBank genome assembly. Lineage: Eukaryota; Metazoa; Nematoda; Chromadorea; Rhabditida; Strongylidae.